Molecule: messenger RNA, 2576 nt
Organism: Eublepharis macularius
Lineage: Eukaryota; Metazoa; Chordata; Lepidosauria; Squamata; Eublepharidae
Gene: CCDC170
Product: coiled-coil domain containing 170
Exons: 13
Coding region: 77-2368 (763 amino acids)
Source: RefSeq, a predicted model, not a curated record
GACGAUUUCCUGGGGAAAGUUCUGUGCGAAUGCUGGAGCAGCCUAGGGGCUCGCGCGUGGGGGGCCGACGGGGAGCAUGAGGAGCAGUGGCGGCGGCGGCUCUCGCGCAGGUUCUGCCGGCUCCAAACUCAUCGACAUGAACAGCAACACAUCGUUGCUGCCCUCACCUGUCUCUGCGGCAGGGUCGCUAGUCCCAGAGGCCCUGGAUCAGCACAACAUGCUGAAAAAUGAAGUAGAACGAAGAGAUAUAUUGCCAGCAGAAAGAAACCAAGAAAUAACAGAGACACAAAAGGGAGCUUAUAAUUAUUUUAUCUUGGAUAUUCCUGUCACCCGAGAACAACUAUUUCACUAUCGGAAUGCAGCAGAAACAGCCCGUAGUGAGCUUGCCGCUCUCCUGGUGAAGUAUGAAUGUGCUCAGGCAGAACUUCUAGAUCUUAAAUCCAAAAUAGCCUCUAAAGAAGUAUCUAUCCAGGAGCUGAAGGCUGAAAUUGAGAGCUAUAAGGAAAAUGAUGCCCGGCAAUCUUCUCUGCUUUUCUUUAUACAAAGUAGAGUCCAAGAGAUUGAGAAGGAAUCAGGUAUAAUUUCUGUUUCUAAAAAACAAGCGGAUCUAAAAGCAGAGACCUUGUUCCACGAGAACGUAGAACUGAAGAAGACAAUUCAUGAACAAGAAGGGCAAAUCAGACAAUAUUUGAAAGAGUCUGAAGAAAACAAGAUCCAAGCCUCUAAAGCCAGAAGUGAACAUGAUGCAUUUAUAGUGUAUCUUUGUCAUUUCUUUGACAUAAGAGGGAAAGAAGAGCUGCAAGAACUUCUGCUUUCAAAGAUUAGUGGCAUACAAAAAGAAAAUGCUGUGUUAAAAGGACAAAUUGCCACACUUGAGGAGGCCAUUAAUGUACAUGAGAUGGAAUCGAAAGCCAGCAGAGAAACCAUCAUGAGGCUCGUUUCAGAACUGAACCAAGAGCAGAAGAACUCAGCAACCUGUUCUGAAGACAUGGAAAAGCUAAGCCAUGAUCUAAACAGCACUUCAACAGCCAAGCAGAGUCUGGAGAAGGAGGUCAGAAGCCUCCAAGAGAGGCUGGCUGCAUGCCAGAGGGCUUGGGAAGUCUCACAAGAAGAACUGAGCUACGUAAAGAGAUGUUCUAACAAAAAAGAAGAGAGUCUGAAAAGCUGCAUAGAGGAGGCUAGGGCAGGAAAAAAUCUGCACAAUGCAUUUAAAGAGAAAAUCAUUACCCUACUCCAGAGCAAAUGUAACACAGUCAGUCCAUCUGAAGAGUUCAUUGUGGAGACAAUUCGUGAAAUGUGCCAUGCAGAGGAGAGCAAAAAAACAAUGGUGUGCCAGCUGGAGGCCCAAACAGCCAACCUGACUGAGGCACUCAGGACUCAGAAUGCAUUGCAAGAGGACUUUUUGCAAAGAGCCAAGAAAGCAGAAAACAAAUCAGAAGCUCUUAACAAUCAGUUGCUGCAUCUGGAAGGCGAGCUGGUGUCUGAGGGUGUAACAUGUGAUGCUUUGAAGCUGGAGAAACAAAAAUAUCUUAAGUUUUUGGAUCAGCUUUCUGGAAAGAUGAAUCUGGACAGCAUGGCUGCUGAUAUUGGGUUUGACAUGAGGAUGGAUGCAGUACUGGCACGGACAGAGCAAUUGAUCAAAUUGGAAGGAGACACAUUGACUGAAAAUAAAAUCAUAGCACGCAGUCUGCAAAGGAAGUUGAAAACUCAGAAAGAGCAGCUUGAUAGUAAAGAUCUACAUAUGAAACUUUUGCAUCAGAAGAUAAUUCAGCUGGAAGAAGAGAAGCAAGUACGCACAGCCCUGGCCGUGGAAAGAGAUGAGGCUAACCUUACAGUUCGAAAGUUACAAAAGAAGCUGGAGAGGUUGCAGAAAGAACUCAGCUUGGCAAGAGAAACAAAUACUGAGCUGAAAACAAAACUGGCUGACACCAACGAACUGAAGAUCAGAACACUGGAGCAGGACAGAACAAUUGAAGACCUAAGCAAAUCUCAAGAGAAGAUGGAAAAGAUUAAGGCAAAGACUGAGAAGCAGCUUACUGCAGUGAAGUCAGAGUUACAUAUUGCAGAGCGAGAAGCAAAGGAGGAUAAAGAGCGAGCUAAAAACAUCCUGGAAUCUGUUACCAAUGAAUUGAAAACCCUUAAAACUACCCUAGACGAAGUAAUGAAGAGAGAGAGACAGCUGGCAGACUUCAGAGACGUGGUCUCCCAAAUGCUGGGCCUCAAUAUUGCUACUAUGGCUCUUCCUGACUAUGAAAUAAUUACUCGCUUAGAGAGAUUGAUCUGUUCUCAUCAGCAUCACUUUGUUCCAUGUGUGUGCUUCAAAGACAUGGCAAUACGGCAUGACGGAUCACUGCAACUUCCUCACUAAGUACUUCUUCUUUAUAGCAGAAAUGAAGACGCUGGAACCUCUCUCCUGGAGCUUUCCUUCUCUUUGCUAGUAUAACUGGUGGUUUAAAUAAUCUGACGCAGAGCAAUUUAGCUAAAAUGUAUAGUGCCUUUAAUGAGACAGCUUAAAAGAAAGAUCAAUAUUACUUUUACUAAGGUGAAAUAUCCUAAUAAACAAUAUAUUGUUAGAA